Molecule: messenger RNA, 1669 nt
Organism: Nestor notabilis (Kea)
Lineage: Eukaryota; Metazoa; Chordata; Aves; Psittaciformes; Psittacidae
Product: huntingtin-interacting protein 1-related protein-like
Exons: 16
Biological process (GO): actin filament organization; endocytosis; clathrin coat assembly
Cellular component (GO): clathrin-coated vesicle; actin cortical patch
Molecular function (GO): clathrin light chain binding; actin filament binding; phosphatidylinositol-3,4-bisphosphate binding
Source: RefSeq, a predicted model, not a curated record
GUACGAGGAUGGGGUGCAGGAUGUGCCCAGACCCCGCCACAAAGCCCAUCACACAAGCAAACAGCAGGAGCUGGAGCAGGCGCAGCGCUCGCUCGGCCAAGCCAAGCAGGCAGGCACGGAGCUCAGUGCUCAGGUGGAGGCCCUGCACGCUGAGAAGGAGGUGCUGAGGCGGUCGGUGAGUGAGAAGGAGUGUGAGCUGCUCUCCACGCGUGGCCUCAUCGAGGAGAAGGAGCUGCAGCUGAGCCAGGAGGCGGACAAGACCUCGAGGGAGAUCCGAGAGCUUCAGGGCAGGCUCCUGGAGAAGAGCAACCAGGAGCAGAGCCUGCAGCAGAAGCUGCUGGACGAGCAGUUCAUCAUCCUGCAGCAGACGGUGCGGGAGGCAGAGGACAUCCUCCGAGACGCCGUGGCCAAGCUGGAUGACCCACUGCACAUCCGCUGCACCAGCUCCCCAGAUUACCUGCUCAGCCGGGCGCAGGCAGCGCUGGAGUCCACGGAUGCCCUGGAGAACGGGCACGCGCAGUACGUGGCCUCCAUGGCAGAUGCUGCGGGGCUGGUGGGGGCUCUGGCCCUCUUUGCACACUUGACGGCCGACACCAUUGUGAAUGGCAGCGCCACGUCCCAUCUGGCUCCCACUGACCAUGCUGACCGGCUGACGGAGACGUGCCGGGACUGUGGGCAGCAGAGCCUGGAUUACCUGGGCAAGCUGAAGGACAAGCAGACCCUGGGGUGUGCUGAGCUGGGGGACGUGCGGCGGGCGCUGAGGGGGGUCCUGCAGCUGGCCCAGGAGCUGAGGCCCAAGAGCUUGGACAUCAAGCAAGAAGAGCUGGGGGACAUGGUUGAGAAGGAGAUGGCUUCCACCUCGCAGGCAAUUGAGGAUGCUGUCAGGCGGAUAGAGGAGAUGAUGAGCCAGGCCAGAAAUGAGAGCUCCGGUGUUAAGCUUGAAGUGAAUGAGCGGAUUCUGAACUCCUGCACGGACCUAAUGAAGGCCAUUAGACUCCUUGUAAUGACAUCUACAAACCUACAGAAGGAGAUAGUAGAAAGUGGCCGGGGGGCAGCAACAACUCAGGAGUUUUAUGCCAAGAACUCGCGCUGGACCGAAGGGCUGAUCUCUGCCUCCAAGGCGGUGGGCUGGGGAGCCACGCAGCUUGUGGAGUCAGCAGACAGAGUUGUCCUGCAUAUGGGCAAAUACGAAGAGCUGAUCGUCUGCUCCCAUGAAAUCGCUGCCAGCACAGCCCAGCUCGUAGCUGCCUCCAAGGUGAAAGCCGAGAAGAGCAGCAGGAACCUGGGCAAGCUCCAGGAGUGUUCGCGCAACGUCAACGAGAUGGCGGCAAAUGUGGUGGCUUCCACCAAGUCAGGACAAGAGCAGAUUGAGGAGAAAGACACCAUGGACUUCUCAGGCAUGUCCCUCAUCAAGCUGAAGAAGGAAGAGAUGGAAACACAGGUGAAGGUGCUGGAGCUGGAGAAGCGCCUGGAAGGCGAGCGGGUGCGCCUGGGCGAGCUCAGGAAGCAGCACUACGCCCUGGCCGGGACCUACGACGCAGCAGAGGAUGGGGAGGCAAAGCCAGCACCAGCCCCCAGGAGGGGCAUCCUCAAGAAGCCCCCGUUGGCUCAGAAACCCGGCCACGGGGAGCCCGAGCGAGACGCCGGCCCGUACCCACCUCACGUGUAG